Molecule: messenger RNA, 2346 nt
Organism: Lindgomyces ingoldianus
Lineage: Eukaryota; Fungi; Ascomycota; Dothideomycetes; Pleosporales; Lindgomycetaceae
Product: serine/threonine protein kinase-like protein
Exons: 2
Coding region: 1-2346 (781 amino acids)
Biological process (GO): intracellular signal transduction; peptidyl-serine phosphorylation
Molecular function (GO): ATP binding; protein serine/threonine kinase activity
Source: RefSeq, a predicted model, not a curated record
AUGCCCGCCGGCCAUGUCUCCCCGCUCCCCCCAGAGCAGCCCUUAUACACCCCCCAGCUCGUCCACCGGCAGUCCCUCCCUCUCGCCCAGCAAGCCCAGCAGCAGGCGGGCUAUCAGCAAUAUGCGUUAGGCACCAUGGGCCAACCUCGGAAUGGCUUACCCGUUCAGACUCGGCCCAUGUCUAGCAUAUAUAACCAUCCCAAUCUAUCCUCGAAUUCCGCAACGACGCAGUCGAACCCUGGCACAUACAGGUACAAUGAUGACGUUACGGUGGCAGACAUUCGGAGAUCUGCCAGCUCACGUGUUGCACCGAGCGGCAUGCAUGGCAGCAUACCCGCCAGAGAAUCCAGCAGGAGUGACAGAGGGUAUCGGCAGCCGUCACAGAUAACCGUCGGAAACGGACCAGCUCCCCCUCGGAGAAGCUCUCGUCGUCUUCCCGUAGACGGAACUAACAGCAGCAGUGCACCAGCCACAAGCCAAUUGUCUGGCUCUCCAUACGGCGUCGAAGGCGGUCCCCUACCGAGCAGCGAAGACUGGAAAGAAAGGGGAGCGGCGGUCGGGACAAGACAGGAGGUUGAUCAAAAUGGCCGACCGGUCACAAGAGUGGUGAAAAAGGGAGUGAAGGACUUCAAUUUCGGCAGAACAUUGGGCGAAGGCUCCUACAGUACCGUCCUGGCCGCUACGGAUCGACAGACGCUCCGGGAAUACGCCAUCAAAGUACUCGACAAACGCCACAUUAUCAAGGAGAAGAAGGUCAAAUAUGUGAAUAUUGAGAAGGACACACUGAACCGCUUGACGGAACAUCCAGGCAUCGUUCGACUGUAUUAUACCUUUCAGGAUGAGCGUUCGCUCUACUUCGUCCUCGAUCUAGCCGCUGGUGGAGAAUUGCUUGGAUUUUUGAAGAAGAUGACAACAUUCGAUGUCGAGUGCACACGGUUCUAUGGCGCUCAGAUACUGGAUGCAAUCGACUAUAUGCAUUCAAGAGGGGUAAUACAUCGUGAUCUGAAACCGGAGAACGUGCUAUUGGAUGAUCAAAUGCAUGUCAAGAUUACGGAUUUUGGUACAGCAAAGAUUUUGGAAAGUCUAAAGCCGAAUGGAAUUGGCUCGAUAUCUGGUGAUCCUUUGGACGGGGUCGAAUCAGACCGAGCACAAUCUUUUGUCGGGACAGCUGAGUAUGUCUCGCCAGAAUUACUGACGGACAAGAAUGCUUGCAAGGCGAGUGAUUUGUGGGCAUUCGGUUGCAUUAUUUACCAGCUUCUCGCUGGACGACCUCCAUUCAAAGCCGCAAACGAAUAUCAAACAUUUCAGAAGAUCGUAGGAUUGGAGUAUACUUUCCCAGAUGGCUUCCCUCCAGUUGCAAAAGACCUGGUUGAGAGGUUGCUUGUCUUGGAUCCACUGAAGAGAUUACCCAUGGAGCAUAUUAAGAGCCACGAAUUCUUCGAUGGAAUACAAUGGGGAAAAGGCUUGUGGAGAACAAAGGCUCCGCGUCUGAAGAGCUAUGUUCCACCUGCUCAUGAACCCAUCCGACUAAAUGGUAAUAGCGGCCCGGCUGGCACGACAAGUAUUCAUCUCGGUAACAUCGUAACAGGCCCAACAACUCCUGGCACAUCCGCUAUCACUCAGCUACGGCCGACACCACGACUUGUCACCGAGCUGCCACCUCCAAGUCAGUUAGACAUUGACUGGUCUCCAGUGUUGACCAAGAGGAACGAGCGAAUAUUGAUGCUUAAUCAAAUGUUUGUCACACAACAUCCUCCAGGUCAUCCCCUUGGAGGAAAAGAUGAGGCUGCGGUGGAAACACCUAAGAAGUUCUCACGGUUUUUCGGCGGCAACACUGUAAAGAAGCGGCAACGACUGGUUAUGGUCACCUCAAGCGCUCGAAUCUUGAUGUGUGCUUCGGGGACGAACGACAAGAAGCUCAAAGAGGAGCUGUCGCUACUCGCUCCGGGCUGUACGUGGACAAGCUUUCAUGAUUCGAAAGGCUUAACGUGCUGGUGUGUUGAAACAAAAGACAAGCAGUUCGUUUUUGAAGACCCCAGUAACACGACCAGAGAUCCAGAAGGUAGCAAAUACUCGACCCAAGAAUGGCUCGACAACAUCGAAAAAGCAAGGGACUGGGGCCUUUCCCAGAGUAUGGCAAAUUCCUACUCGGAGGAUUCGACACUAAACGAUCUCAACUCGACUCUUUCAAGCCCUGCCAGUACGUUAGGAGGAGAUUCUGCCCUCGACGGGGUCAACAUCCCAACUGCACGCCAUCUUCGAAAAGAGCAUGAAGAGACCAAUUCCCUCAAGGGCAGGAAGCGGUUCAGCAAACGCCAUUCCAAAAAUGGUCUCGCGAAUUUUUGA